Microbotryum saponariae is the source of this 2749-nucleotide messenger RNA. The record is from the annotation of a GenBank genome assembly. NCBI's taxonomy places the organism in Eukaryota, Fungi, Basidiomycota, Microbotryomycetes, Microbotryales, Microbotryaceae.
AUGUACCCCACCGACUCGUCCAGGCACUACAUAUCUCAAUCCCCUAUUCCUCUACCUGCGCUCCAUACUGUUCCACCUCUACAGCAUCAGACCCCUUUUGCUGCGACUUUUCACGAACGACAAACCACUUUCACGUGAGUGACGCUAGGCUCAUGCCAAGCCGGGCCCGGUGUUGCCCCUCUCCGAUCUCGCUGGGCGGGGUCGGAAGCGAUCGUAGUGCGUUGAGCUCAACGCGUUGACCUAGCACGCAAGUUGCCUCGGACUUGCAGCAUUGUACCCCAUCCACAAUAUCAACAGUUGCAGCAACCCGCGUAUCAUCUGUCCAGCUCCCUGCUUGCACCGUCGUCCAUCUCAUCGCACUCCGCGGACGCCUCGGAUCCGUGCCCGACGCCUUCCCUUUCCCCUUUGCCUGCUCACGGGGAACGUUCUCACUUGUGGACCGCGCCUGAGUCCUGCCGUACUCCUUUCUACGACUAUCGCCGGCAAAUAGGAGAGAGUGAAGCGUUACAAUCCCAAUCUUCUCCUUGGUUCUAUCCCACGUCGUCGAAAGAGCUUGACCAGGGCCAAAACGAGGAGACGUAUAAGACCUUUCAUCGGCGAGCAAACUCGCACCAUGGCUCCACACACCAGAGCCACGAGUUCUUCUUUCCACCCAGCAGCGGAUACCCAUCUUUUCCGUCCUUUCCUGCGAGUGAAACGACAAUCCCUGCACUCCAUCCCUACCCAGCUUAUGUCAUGGAUGUCCUUCCACUUGAUUCUUGCCCCAAGAGCUCGGCGACGAACGCAUCAGGCCAAGAGGAUGAAAAUGGAACAAAGACAGUUGGUCCAAGUGCAUCCCUGUUCUUCUUACCUGAAGACGAUCGGGCCCUUCGCCAACUGGCUUCAGUGGCGGCCUCGGGACUCGCUUCGUUCGCGCCUGCGCCACCGCCUCCUACUCCCACCGGCACUGAGCUACACAUGCCGAUGAGUGACAACUUGGACAUCUCAUCGAGGUCGGGCUCGCUUCAUUCGCUAUCAGAUCAAGUCGAGGGCCCCAUGGCAUCAGUCUUGAGCCGGUCCGGCCAGACGUCAGCGUCGAAGGCGUUCCUUAGCAGUCCCGAACGAGUAGGUCGCCGCUCGAGGUGCUCCGAGAACGACGAAGAAGGUGCAGUAGAGGAGAAGGAUCGGAUCGCUCUCAUUAGGCUCGUUCGCCAACAAGCAAGUGCUGAAGGGGGCUCCUCGCAUCUCAAGCGAAUAUGUACUCGAAGCGAAUCGCCUGCCAAGUCUCCGGUCGCAGUCGCUCCUCUUGCGCCUCAACCAAGCUCUUCUCCGACCGAACCUGUCGGGGCGUCUGCGUCAUCACCUCGAACGCCACUGUUUAUUCACUCUUGGGUAAACAAGUGCUCUGAACGAUCGCCCGAUGGCGUUGAAGAGGCUCGCGAUGGCGACAAUGGACCGGCUCAACCGCGCUCGGAUACGAAAGAGACUCCGGUGACAGCCCCUGUCGUCCCUCGCCAGCGCCGGUUGGAGGACGAGAAAGGCAGCGGCCCAGAGAAAGAGAAACCAUGCUCACCCUGCGACACACAAAGCACCGAGGGACGUGAAGCUACUAGUGGAACCUGUAUCAGUGAGGACUCACUACAACCACACGCAAUCGAUCUACACGAACAGGCUCAGGACUUCGACUUGCCGCUGUCGUCACCGGUGUCGAGCGAGACGUCCGACCCUCGGAGCCCACUACUCAAGCCGCGAAACCAUCGUCUAUCUUCGAGGGAUGAAGCCGCUCAACUCGAGGACCUCAAAUCGGAGUGGGCAUCAAAAAGAUGGCUUUUCGGGCCUUUCCUUCCGGGCGAAGCUGUGAUCGAUUCAUUGAACCAGCAGUGAGUCCUCUUCGACAUCGUGAGUCGUUGAGCGCCCACCAUCCGACUGAUGCCACUUUGAUCGAUUUCUACUCAGACAAGAUAUAAUCCCGCGCAUCGAUCCUCCGCUAUUCACCCACUCAAAAGAGGCACAGGCAUGGAUCGCGUAUCGCCGCAACUAUUUCGGGCUCAACGUCACGAUCAAGCUGCCCUCGGCCCACGCGUCGCUGUUCGUUCUCGGAGCCCCGGUCCGACGCUUCUUUACCAUGACCAAAGCUCGCAACACCAAGUUUCAUUCGCCGUCCAGACCUCCUGGAAAAGUGCACCGCAAUCCACCACCCAUUCUUGAUUUCGUUUCGAUCCUGCAAUUCGACGGGACCCGCAACCUCGCUCAAGCGACGGAAGUCGAACCGCACGGGUUUCUCCCAUCAAGCAACGACCCUCACGGCCGUGAACUCGUGUCGCCCUAUACUCGAGUACAAUUCCGAAAUGCAACGGCGAACCACAUCACGGGUUCGGUCAACGCGAAUGGGGUUGGGAAAGCUGUGAGGCUGAUGGUAUUACUCCUGGCGGAACUUGAGGAUGGUAGACACGUCGAGGUCGGUCGUUGGGAGAGCGACGAGAUCGUCGUCAGGGGGCGGUGUCCCAAGAAUUUUGUCACGAGCGGAGAGGGUCGCAAAAAUCGCAAAAGGUCGAGAAAGCGUAAUCUGGAACACAAAGACGAGGAACAAGAAAUGAACUCUUCAUCGAUCGACGAGGAGGAACUAGUAGUUCGUCCUCGACGCGGCACCCGAUCUCGACCCUUGUCAGGCCGCAACCUCGAUGCUCAGCUCGAACUUCAAGCUUCGACCAGGACGACCCUUCGUUUUCAAGCGAAUGCCACCCUCCCCAGUAAGCGAACAAAGACGUAG